UUAUAAUAUAAUUAUAACUUAUAUUUAUACCAAUAAACAUGUUAGCAAAAUCAUUCACUAAAAAUAUGAUCAAUUCUAUUUGGUGCUUAUUAAUAGUAAUCAACUACAAAAUUUUGCGAGGGUGCGAAAUCAAAACAAUUUAUAAUGACACAGUUGUAGAGAGAUGUAUAACUAACAAUCGUUUGACAAUCUUAUAUGAUCAUCAAGCUGGAUCCAUGGAUAGAGACGCCGUCAAGUUCGAGAGUUGCAACGGAACUCUACACGUGUAUUAUGAGAAGAACGAGGAGGAAGACGGAUUUCAUUUUGUCAGAGUAAGAAUUAUACCAUUCCCUUCCCCUGAAGAAGAUUCGACUAAUGGCACUAACCAUCUGAUUACGCAAACCGAUACACAUAUUAAUGGAAACACUGUCUACAAAAGAUAUAACCUUAACAACAAAGGCUCCGUCUUUUUAUUAAAAGGAUUGCGCAUUGGCAAUCAAUCAAGAUCUAUUAGAUUACUUUGGCUUAAUCAUAUAAAAUCAAUUGCUUAAUAAAUAAAUUUGUAUAAAUGGGCAUUGGGGUGUUCACAAAAAAAAGAUAGCAUUUUUUAAUAUAAAAAAAUUAAAUUAAUCAUGGGGUAAAAAUUAA
This is a messenger RNA of Gordionus sp. m RMFG-2023, 627 nucleotides long. RefSeq lists its product as uncharacterized. The transcript is spliced from 5 exons. Bases 39 to 530 code for a protein of 163 amino acids. The record is from RefSeq and is a predicted model, not a curated record. NCBI's taxonomy places the organism in Eukaryota, Metazoa, Nematomorpha, Gordioida, Chordodea, Parachordodidae.